AUGGCUUCAGCCAAAGACAACGACGCAACCCUCACAUACUGCCGGAAAUGGGUUUCGCAACAGAGGAUACGUCAGAGAAGGUGGACCAGCAAGUCAUGGGCGAGGGCGCAGGCCAUCGCUGAGAUGGUGUAUAAGCGCUACAUCUUGGAGGGCCUGCUGAGACAGAAGCCGAUCCCGCCGAGCAAGGACGGCAGGCAUAUUCCCCUGAAACCAGGCUUGGCCAGAAGGAAGCCUCUCGUCGAUGAACGGACCGGCCGCGCUUACGUGCCGAAUUUCAUCCGAUCCAGCAGGUAUACGCUCUGGGAUUUUCUACCAAAGCAGCUAUUUUUUCAGUUCAGCAAGCUAGCCAACUUUUAUUUCUUGGUUAUCGGUAUCCUGCAGAUGAUACCAGGUCUGAGUACCACUGGCACUUAUACGACCAUUGGCCCCCUGAUCGCGUUUGUGGCGCUUAGCAUGGCAAAGGAGGGCUACGAUGACUACCGUCGGUACAGGCUCGACAAGCUGGAGAACAGGAGUUCCGCAUGGGUGCUGGAUCCGGAAGCAACGGUGAAAAAUCAGCCAAGGAGGGAGCGGGCUAAGUCUCACGGCUUGUUUGGGAAGGAAAAGCAGGCGGUCGGGGGCGAUCCGCAGCUAGCCGACCUUGAAGCAGUGCGCAGUGGACUAGGGGAGCCAGCACGGUGGGCGAGGGUUGAGUGGCAGGAUGUCAGAGUUGGCGACAUCAUUCAGCUGCAGCGAGACGAGAACGUUCCGGCCGAUAUCGUUCUGCUCCACGCCACUGGUCCCAAUAAUAUCGCGUACAUUGAGACGAUGGCGUUGGAUGGCGAGACGAAUUUAAAAAGCAAACAGGCUUGCCCUUUGUUAGCCAAACAUUGCUCGACGAUAGCAGGUAUCGAGGCGUGCGAUGCCGAGAUUGUUUCCGAAGACCCAAAUAUCGAUCUCUACAACUUCGAGGGCCGAGUCACCGUACGCGGCAAGACCAUGCCUUUAACGCUGAAUGAGGUGGUCUACCGCGGCUCCACGCUACGGAACACGGCCGAAGCCAUCGGCCUGGUCAUCAACAGCGGAGAGGAAUGCAAGAUACGAAUGAAUGCCAACAAGAACGUACGCGCCAAGGCCCCCGAGAUGCAAUACGCCGUCAACCGCAUAGUAAUUCUCCUUGUCUUCUUCGUGAUUGCACUUAGCGUUGGUUGCACUGGUGGUUAUAUCAUAUGGCGUGGUGAUUAUGAGUCCCGCGCGUGGUACCUCAAUCGUGGGAGCGUCUCGUUAGGCCACAUCUUUAUUGCUUUUGUCAUUGCCUAUAAUACCCUCAUUCCCCUUUCGCUCUAUGUCAGCCUUGAAAUUGUCAAGCUCGGGCAGCUCUACCUACUCAAUGACCUCGAAAUGUACGACCCCGUUACCGACACGCCCAUGGUUGCAAAUACUUCGACGAUCCUGGAGAAUCUCGGCCAAGUCGGUUAUGUCUUUUCUGACAAGACGGGCACUCUGACCGAGAACAUAAUGAAGUUCCGGAGGAUGAGCGUUGCCGGGACCGCAUGGCUCCAUGAUAUGGAUCUGCAGAAUGAAAUGGGAAAGAGGGCGACGCAUGGAAACCAGAAGCGACAGAUGGAGAAGGGCUUCUGGAGCUCUCCUUCGAAGGUCUCGAAGCGUCUUGCUGACCCUGAGGUGAUGGAGGAACCCCUAGUUGAAGGAUAUCGUUCAGGGAUCGCAUAUCCAGCGGUCACGAGUCCUGCUCCUCGAUGGAACUCGCCCGCCCAUCUCACUCACAACCAGCUAGAGCUCAAGACGGAUGAUCUUCUUCGCUACAUUAGCAGUCGGCCUGACUCGCCUUUCUCCCGCAAGGUUCGACAAUUUAUCCUCUGCUUAGCGCUUUGUCAUACAUGCCUUCCUGAGACAAAAGAGGGUGGUGAAAUCAGUUUUCAGGCGGCUUCACCCGAUGAGCUUGCUCUGGUCGAGGCUGCCAAGGACUUGGGUUUCUUACUUGUCGAUCGAGCAGCUCAGUCUAUGACUCUGCAGAUACGCACUGCAACUGGGACCACGACCACCGAGACCUACGAGAUCCUGGAUGUCAUCGAGUUCAGCAGCAAGCGCAAGCGCAUGUCCAUCAUUAUCCGUAUGCCAGAUAGGAAAUUGUGUAUCUUCACAAAGGGUGCUGACAGCGUCAUUCUGCCUCGCCUGAGGCAGAAAGAGAUUGCUAUGCAAACCGUGUCGGCUGUCGAGCGGAGGGCAAGCAUGCGCCGGAGUGCCGAACAGGAGAAGGCUCUCCUUCGGCGAAGUCUUCAAAGCCCGACGCGGGACAGUAUGAACCUGAUGCGCUCGCCUUCCACGCUCGAUCGGAGGAAUAGCUGGCGGAGGUCAUCCACGAUCCCCAGCGCAGUAGAAACCUGGCUAUCUCGCCGGGAGACGGGCGGGUUCGAAGACGAAUCGACAGGCGACGGCGCUUAUUCAGGGCCACGUCGGUCCUUUGGAGCAACUCGCUCCCUAGAACUCGCACGCCUUGCCGACCCCCUAGACAGCCUGGUGGACGAAGCAUUGAUCCUGAACGAAGCUGCUGUUUUUGAACGCUGCUUCGAGCAGGUCGACAAUUUUGCCACCGAAGGCCUCCGCACACUCAUCUUCGCCUACCGCUUUCUAGACGAGCAAGACUACCAAAAUUGGAAAGCCAUUUACCACGAAGCCACCACAAGCUUGGUUAAGCGACAGGAGCGCAUCGAAGAAGCUGCAGAGCUCAUCGAACGCGAUUUUGACCUUGCAGGCGCAACAGCCAUUGAGGACAAGCUGCAGCAAGGGGUGCCAGAGACCAUUGACAAGCUCCGUCGUGCCAACAUCAAGGUAUGGAUGCUUACAGGAGAUAAGCGCGAAACAGCCAUCAAUAUUGCGCACUCGGCAAGGAUCUGCAAGCCCUUUUCCGAAGUCUACAUUCUAGACGUGACCCAGGGCGACCUGCAGGAGCGUCUCUUCUCGACGCUCACAGAGGUCGGACGCGGCAUGGUCCCUCACUCAGUUGCCGUCAUCGACGGGCACACUCUUUCAGUGGUAGAAGAUAACGAAGCUCUCAGACAGCUCUUCUUUGACCUGGCUGCGAGAGUUGACUCAGUUAUCUGCUGCCGCGCGUCCCCGUCGCAAAAGGCCAACCUCGUGAGGUGCAUCCGGCGGCAGGCACCAAAGGCCGUCACGCUCGCCAUCGGCGACGGUGCGAACGACAUCGCCAUGAUCCAGGCAUCGCACGUCGGCAUCGGCAUCUCGGGCAGAGAAGGCCUCCAGGCCGCCCGCAUAUCCGACUACUCGAUCGCGCAGUUCCGGUUCCUCCAGCGCUUGCUCUUCGUCCACGGUCGGUGGAACUACAUCCGCAGCGGGAAAUACAUCCUGGGCACCUUCUGGAAAGAGGUUGUCUUUUACCUCAUCCAGGCCCACUACCAGCGCUACAACGGGUAUACAGGCACGUCCAUCUUUGAGUCGGCCAGCUUGACCGUCUUCAACAGCAUCUUCACCUCGCUGCCCGUGAUUAUCCCGGGCAUCUUUGAGCGGGACCUCUCGGCCGCGACGCUCAUGGCCGUGCCGGAACUGUACACGUUCGGCCAGCGCAACAAGGGCUUCAACUUUGUCCAGUACCUCGGCUGGAUGGCCGUGGCCGUGGCCGAGUCGGCCAUCAUCUACUACUCGGUCCACUACAUCUACGCCACUGCCUCUCAUUUCCCCGUCGAGACGGACCUGUUUGCUGUCGGCCAGCUGGCCUACUCGUGCGCCGUCGUCCUCAUCAACCUCAAGCUCAUGUUCCUCGAGGUCCGUGAUCGCACCAUCAUCAUGCUUGGCGCCAUGGCCGUCUCGCUGGCUGCCUGGUUCCUGUGGAACGUCGUGCUCUCGGCCGUCUACUCGCGCAGUCCCGGUCCCUAUGUCGUCCGCGACGCCUUCCUCUACGGCUUUGGGCGCGAGGGCAUGUGGUGGCUGCUGGGGGUCACGGCCGUGCGGAAGAGUCUGUGGCCGACGGACACAGACCUGAUGCAGGAGAUGGAGAGUAUGAAGGGGGUUAUGGAGGUAUUGAGGGACCAUGCGGUUGCUAGCGGUGGGGAGACAGGUGGUGGUGGAGCGGUUGGAGAGUGUGGUGGCGUUGGUAACGGCGAUGCCGCGUCCGUCAAGACUGCUACGACCAUGUCGGCGUCCGCCGCGACGGCAGCUUCGCCCACCCAGUGGGAGGGAUGCCAUCCUCACCGACAUCAUCAUCAUCAUCAUCAUCAUCAAUACCGCCCGUCCUAUCAUGGCCAUGGGAAUGGGCAUGGGCAGAGCGCUGGCGGUGUCAGUAGUAACGGGCCCGGACGCCUGACUGGAGAGUUUGUGAGGCCACAGUUCACGCCGCCUCCGGAAGAGCGGGAGAAUCCGAUGGAGAGAAUCGAGACGGGGAUUGGAAGUGAGAAGGAAGAGAGGGACAGGCGGUGAGUUGGAAGUGUGUCGUUUGUCUACGUACAUCUGUCGAGUCCAGGACUCGAUGGGACAUGGCGUGUUGUCUUCUUGACUUGAGUGGAAGAGCUUUAGCAUGACAUUUCAUGUAUUAGUACGCCAAUCUUCUUGAUACCCGCGGUUUGCUUUCCUUUCCUGGUAUUGGGAGCAAGGAAAAUCGGUUGGGUGGAUGGUUCGGGAAGCACAGCGUUGGCGUUUGGUAUAACUUGAAGGUAGCAUUAGCAUAUGGUGUUUUGAAUUUGGAUUUUGAACCUUUUUUUUUUUUUUUUU
This is a messenger RNA of Canariomyces notabilis, 4722 nucleotides long. Its product is annotated as phospholipid-translocating P-type ATPase. The transcript is spliced from 3 exons. Bases 1 to 4431 code for a protein of 1476 amino acids. Gene Ontology annotation, cellular component: plasma membrane. The record is from RefSeq and is a predicted model, not a curated record. NCBI's taxonomy places the organism in Eukaryota, Fungi, Ascomycota, Sordariomycetes, Sordariales, Chaetomiaceae. Gene Ontology annotation, biological process: endocytic recycling; post-Golgi vesicle-mediated transport; phospholipid translocation. Gene Ontology annotation, molecular function: ATPase-coupled intramembrane lipid carrier activity; ATP hydrolysis activity; ATP binding.